AAUAUGUAUUGCUAUUCUUUCAGACCACAAAGACUAAAUUUUACUGUGUUAGCAACUCCCAUUUCUCUCUACUCUGCACGACUACUGCUUUUCCUCUUCACUCUUACACUACAAUCCUUAAAUUCAGUCCCAAAAAUCAUUGUUUCUCAGAUUCUUGAAACUUGAGGAAUUCACCACUACACUACUGUUUUUUUCUUUUUAGUUCUCCUCCUGUCUUUUUCAUAUUGGGGGAGAAUAAUCAGACAAAUAACAAUCCCUUUUUCAAGAAAAGUAAGGUGGAAAAUGGAUGUGGAUUUCUGGGCUGCAAGAGUUCACAGCCAAAUCCCUUCUGUCCAAUCUUCUAGGCUCGGAAACUCUGGUAAUCACUCACUGGUUGAAGAUGAAGGGGGUGAUGAAGUGAGAGCUUGGUUCCCUUGCCCUUUCUGUUAUGUCGAAAUCGAGCUUCCUAUGCUUUGUGUCCAUCUGCAAGAAGAGCACUGCUUUGCUUUGAAAAACGCGGUUUGUCCUAUUUGUGCAGCAAACUUGGGUAGAGAUGCAAUUGGCCAUUUUGCAGCGCAGCAUGCACAUUCUAUUAAGAGAAGGAAAAAGUCCCAGAAGUCGGGUUUCUGGAGCAGUGCAUCCUCGAAUAUCAUCAGGGACUUGAGGGAAUUGAGUUCCUUUCUUGGUUCUAAUUCACCCAAUGGAAAGGAAGCUUCUCUUGAUCCACUCGCGCCAUUUCUAUGUACCGUGCCUCUACCAGUCUCUAAAGACAGCAAGGAAGACGAGCCUUGUGUUGCUGCUACGAGUGAUGCAGAAAGGUACGCCGUUUGGAUCUCAACUAGUUUAGAAGCAUGCUUGAAUUGCAUUGAAUUGUUAAGUGCAAAAUGUUUGAGCUUUGUUUGUGAGCUUUGUUCAUGCAGCAGAUUGAGAUGUAAAUUCUUGGAAUUGGAUUAUCAAUUGAAUUAUUUGGUAAAACUAUCCUAAAUCUUGCAAGUAAGUUCAAUAUAUCUGCUUCUCAACUGUGCUCUGUUAUUCUUUGCACAUUCAAUGAUACAAUAUUUUUGUCUGAUAAUCAAUGCUCAAUGCACAAGUAUUUUACUUAUAUAUCUCUGCUUCUCAACUUUGCUCUAUUUUUCUUUCAACGUUAUAUUAGUAGAUGAUACUGUUUUGAUCUCAUAAUCAAUGUUGAAUGAACAAGCACACUUUCUGUGACUUAGCCAAAUCCUCUCACUUAAUUUCAUCUUUCACAUAGGCAGAUCAGAUGCUUACUACAUUUUGAUUACUGAAUAAUAUGUUCUUGCAACAGCAGAACUUCUCGUCUAGAUGAAGACAAAGUGCACAACCACGAGGAGACAAAGCAACGCGUUGCAUUCGUUCAAGACCUUAUUUUCUCGACCAUUUUUUAGCCCCUGUGGGAGCUGCUCCAUAGACAGUUGCUGCUUCAGGUUUUACAACUGGUGCAAUGGUUUCAAGAAAUAUAUCAAAUUGUCGUGAGCUUAUUAUUAUGUCUCGACAUAUAAUACAAUGUGAUGAGGCCAUUAAUAUUUACUUGAACAUGAAGAUGUAAUAUUAUAAUUAAGCUGCUGCUGAGCUAUUCAAUAGAUUUUCACCUGCUCUGCUUCAAA
Molecule: messenger RNA, 1604 nt
Organism: Salvia miltiorrhiza (redroot sage)
Lineage: Eukaryota; Viridiplantae; Streptophyta; Magnoliopsida; Lamiales; Lamiaceae
Product: protein DEHYDRATION-INDUCED 19 homolog 5-like
Exons: 4
Coding region: 283-963 (226 amino acids)
Source: RefSeq, a predicted model, not a curated record